Xenopus laevis (African clawed frog) is the source of this 1005-nucleotide messenger RNA. RefSeq names its product fibroblast growth factor 6 L homeolog (gene fgf6.L). Gene Ontology annotation, cellular component: extracellular region. Gene Ontology annotation, molecular function: growth factor activity. The record is from RefSeq and is a predicted model, not a curated record. Bases 1 to 588 code for a protein of 195 amino acids. The transcript is spliced from 3 exons. NCBI's taxonomy places the organism in Eukaryota, Metazoa, Chordata, Amphibia, Anura, Pipidae.
AUGUCCCACAGAGGCGGCAUUCACUGGACGUUGUCUACUGUUGUCGUCCUAUGUUUUCUGGUGGGGAUUGUUCCGUCGUAUCCUCUUCCAAUCAGAGAUAACGGAACUUUACUUGAAAGAAGAUGGGGGUCACUUUUUGCCAGGUCACUUGGGAUGCCUCCGGAUACAUUGGAUGUAACAUGGAAGAGCGACUAUUUGCUCGGAAUCAAGAGACACAGAAGGCUUUACUGCAAUGUGGGAAUUGGAUUUCACCUUCAAAUUCUCCCUGAUGGAAGCAUAAGUGGGGUUCAUAAUGAAAAUCCUUACAGUCUGUUAGAAAUUUCAACUGUAGAUCGAGGGAUUAUUAGCUUGUUUGGUGUGAAAAGUGACCUGUUUGUGGCUAUGAACAGCAAGGGCAGAAUAUAUGCUUCGCCUACCUUCCAGGAUGAAUGCAAGUUUAAAGAAAUCCUGUUGUUGAAUAAUUACAAUGCCUACGAAUCUGCACUGUAUCACGGUGCUUAUCUUGGAAUAAGCAAACACGGGAGGAUAAAAAGAGGAACUAAAAUCUCGCCCGCAAUGACAGUGACGCAUUUUCUUCCACGGAUAUAAGAACGAAUCAUGCUUACAGCGAAAUAUGUACAUUUAAUUUUGCACAUAUGAUUUAACUCCCAGGUAACACAUUUAUACAGUGUCAGAAUAUAUGUAUAUUUGGCUCAAAAUGUUUGUAUUCGAUCCAUUACAACCAGUACCCAUGGGUAAUCUACUUACUGUACUACGUAGAUACAAUUUAUAAACCAGAAACACUAUGGUGUUGUCCUUGAUUUCAUAUGAUCUCCAAGAAGGCCAGAUAGUUGGUUGCUCCUAAAGAAUGUAAUACAUUUACUCUGCCCUAUUCUGGCUCUACCACACCUUCAUGGUAUUUCAAGACACCCCUUUUCCAUAGAACAGAGGUGCCCAAUAGGUAGAUCUGGAUCUACCAGUAGAUCUUUAGUUGGUGAUUGUUAGAUCUCAAGACACUGCCAACAA